AUGAUGACCGACGCCGCUCGGAAUUUACCCAUAUUCUUUGGUCAUGGAACGGAUGAUGGUGUUGUUCGAUUUGAAUUUGGCAAGGGAAGUUAUGAGAUGCUUCAAGGCAAACCUUUUAAAUUCCGUGAUGCAACGGACGAUGACAUCAAGGGGCUAACGUGGAGAGAAUAUGCUGGAAUGGAUCAUGGAAGUUCACCUAAAGAGAUCAGAGAUCUAGAAGAGUGGUUGUUAAAGGUCAUUCCAGCCAUCCCAGAGGAAGAGGCUUCGUCGUCAUCAUUCUUUGGUAUUAUCCAAUCAAAUCGUUCAGAACAGACAUUAAAUGGAUCUAUUGUUCGAGACCAGCUGAUUGUGGCUAGGUCACAGGUGGUCAAGAUACUUUUACACCUUGCCCCCUUGCCUGGACGCAGGGCUAUACAAUUUUUGUAUCCGGCAGCCUUUUUUGGCCAACGCAAAAUAGAUUUUGCACUUUGUCCACGACCACGUCUGCACAUUCCUCCUCCUUCAAGGAAAACGUUUACCAUGGCCGAAAAAGUUGUUACUUAUGAAGAGUUUGCUGCUCACCAACAAAGGGAUAACCUAUGGAUCUUGCUCCACGGAAAAGUGUACGACGUGUCGAAAUUCCUCGACGAACAUCCUGGUGGAGAGGAAGUUAUUAUGGCUGAAGCUGGUGAGUUUCUCAACACCUCUCCCAUUAUCUUGCCAGCACCAGUCCUAGACCCCGCCCGCGGGAGAAAGGAUGCUACCGAGUCUUUCGAAGACGUUGGCCAUUCAGAUGAGGCCAGGGGAAUGUUGAAAGAUUUAUUGGUUGGAACCUUUGACGGUGGUGAUAAACUCAAAGCGGCACCCAUUCCUUCAGCCAAUGCCGACCAUGCUCCAAAGGCCAACGUGGUCUCGAACAGCGGUCCCAGCCCCGUUGCGUUCAUGAUCCCUCUGGCCUGCUUGGGAGCCUACUUUGCAUGGCGAUUCUAUGGUGCCUAA
Messenger RNA from Acaulospora colombiana, 978 nucleotides. NCBI's taxonomy places the organism in Eukaryota, Fungi, Glomeromycota, Glomeromycetes, Diversisporales, Acaulosporaceae. The record is from the annotation of a GenBank genome assembly.